AUGAAUGAACUUGCUCGGAUUGCAGCUCAAUCGAUAGGCGCCAAAUUUUGUAUUGAUAUACAAAAAUGCCCUGAUGGCAUGUACAACAAGUGUUAUGUCCUAACCAUGGACGACGGAAAGGAGGUCAUUGCCAAAGUGCCUAACCCUAACGCCGGCCGCCCUCAUUUCACUACAGCAAGUGAAGUGGCAACGAUGGAUUUUGCCCGUAAUGUGCUUGGAACACCGGCUCCAAAGGUGUAUACCUGGGAUUCUUGCGCAACAAAUCCUGUAGGUGUGGAAUAUAUCGUCAUGGAGAAAAUGCCUGGUAUCCAGCUCAGGCAAGUUUGGAGCCACAUGAAACUCGUUGAAAAGAUGAAUCUUUGCCUUGAUCUUGCUCGUUAUCAAUCUGCAUGGCUUUCUGUGACAUUCUCACGGUUUGGUGGACUUUAUUAUACCCAGGACGCGCAAGAUCUUAACCCAGGGCAAAAAACUCAUCUUUACAUUGAUGAGAAAGGUAAAAAAGUGCAAAAUAGUCGUUUUACAAUUGGCCCUAUUACGAGCAGAGAAUGGUUCGACUGUGGAAGGGCUGGGUUGGAGUGUGAUCGUGGACCAUGGCAUCGGGAAAAGUUGGCUAUUUCAACUUUGGGCACUUUGCCAAAACAGACAGUUAUGGUAUGUGGCCCUGGCCUCUACCAACCAGAUAGAAGCAAGAAGCUAUCCGCUGUGGACUGGUAUUUGCAAAUUGUCGAUGCCCUCAUCCCCGCUGAAAGUGGGAGUAUCACGACACCCUGUCUUUGGCAUGACGACCUCCACGAUGAGAAUAUAUUUGUUGAUCCAAGCAACCCGUCCAAAGUUGCCGGGAUUAUAGAUUGGCAAUCUGUCAACAUUCUCCCACUCCUUGAUCACAAUCCUGAUGCUUCUUUCAUUGAUUAUGAUGGCCCAGAGCCAGAAAAUCUGGACCGACCUGAACUUGACAAUAUCGAUGAUCUGUCAGAAUCAGAAAAAGUAGAGGCGGUACGGAAAUUCCACCAGAAGGCUCUAUUCAUUGCCUCACGAAAGAUUAUGUUGAAAAAGGUUCCUAAGGCGUAUGAUGCGAUUGAGUAUCAACGAACAGAGAGUUAUGAUCUACUUGUUCUAGCACGCCGCUUGCUCGAGUUUGGUGAAGCUCAUUUCCAUGCACUCGUAGUAGAAUUGCGUGAGGCAUGGGCGGGACUUCCGGCAAACAAUACCAACAUGAACCAUACCAAAGCUUUUCCCAUUACACUUACUAAGGAUCAAAUAGCUGAGAUCCGAAUUGAUUGUCAGAAUGCGAUUCGUGGAAUGCAGAUUAUGAAUGAUUUCAAAGUCCGACUUGGUCCACUCUGGCCGGACAAGGAUGCAGUAGGCCAUGAGCAGUACAACGCGACAAAGGAUGCCCUCCGAGUACUGAGAGAAGAAAUAAUACAGGAAUUUGGAAAGUCUGAAGCAGAUAAGAUUGGAAUAAAACAUCAAUGGCCUUUUGAUGGUUAG
Trichophyton benhamiae CBS 112371 is the source of this 1488-nucleotide messenger RNA. RefSeq lists its product as uncharacterized. The transcript has 3 exons. The record is from RefSeq and is a predicted model, not a curated record. Gene Ontology annotation, cellular component: mitochondrion. The coding region runs from base 1 to 1488 and encodes 495 amino acids. NCBI's taxonomy places the organism in Eukaryota, Fungi, Ascomycota, Eurotiomycetes, Onygenales, Arthrodermataceae.